Molecule: messenger RNA, 3760 nt
Organism: Microcebus murinus (gray mouse lemur)
Lineage: Eukaryota; Metazoa; Chordata; Mammalia; Primates; Cheirogaleidae
Source: RefSeq, a predicted model, not a curated record
UCAUGUGUUAUAUGUAAAGUGACUUGAGGCUGAGUAUUCUUUUAGUCUUGGCCAAACACACUGUUAAAAUCCAUGGUGAAAUUUUGGCAAAGGUUUAAUAUUGAUUGUUAAAAGUGCAUAGAAAAAUUGCAUCUUCAAUAUCCAAUUAUUUUUUAAUGAUUUACCCUCAAAAAAGUAGAUAUUCAGAAAUAAUUAUUAAUAACAUACUGUAUACAGUUUUCAAUGCAUUUAACACAGUAAGAUUCUUAUAAUUUCAGGGGUCGAACUGGAAAAAUUAGAGUGCAGAGUCUGAAGAUUGGAUUGAUGUCUCUCUCCAAAGGUCUCCUGGAAGAAAAAUACAGAUUUCUCUUUAAGGAAGUGGCAGGGCCCACAGAAAUGUGUGACCAGAGGCAGCUGGGCCUGUUGCUUCAUGAUGCCAUCCAGAUCCCCCGGCAGCUGGGAGAAGUGGCGGCUUUCGGAGGCAGUAAUAUCGAGCCUAGUGUUCGCAGCUGCUUCCAACAGAAUAACAACAAGCCUGAGAUAAGUGUGAAAGAGUUUAUAGACUGGAUGCGUUUGGAACCACAGUCCAUGGUUUGGCUGCCGGUCUUACAUCGAGUGGCAGCAGCUGAGACUGCAAAACAUCAGGCCAAAUGCAACAUCUGUAAAGAAUGUCCUAUUGUUGGAUUCAGGUAUAGAAGUCUGAAGCACUUUAAUUAUGAUGUCUGCCAGAGUUGCUUUUUUUCUGGUCGAACAGCAAAAGGUCACAAAUUGCAUUAUCCAAUGGUGGAAUAUUGUAUCCCUACAACAUCAGGGGAAGAUGUACGAGACUUCACAAAGGUGCUGAAGAACAAAUUCAGGUCAAAGAAAUACUUUGCCAAACAUCCUCGGCUUGGCUAUCUGCCUGUCCAGACAGUUCUUGAAGGUGACAACUUAGAGACUCCUAUCACACUCAUCAGUAUGUGGCCAGAGCACUAUGACCCCUCCCAGUCUCCUCAGCUGUUUCACGAUGACACCCAUUCAAGGAUAGAACAAUAUGCCACACGACUGGCCCAGAUGGAAAGGACUAAUGGGUCUUUUCUCACUGACAGCAGCUCCACCACAGGAAGUGUGGAAGACGAGCACGCCCUCAUCCAGCAGUACUGCCAGACGCUCGGAGGGGAGUCCCCAGUGAGCCAGCCGCAGAGCCCAUCUCAGAUCCUGAAGUCGGUGGAGAGGGAAGAGCGUGGAGAACUGGAGCGGAUCAUUGCUGACCUGGAGGAAGAACAAAGAAAUCUGCAGGUGGAAUAUGAGCAGCUGAAGGAGCAGCACCUGAGAAGGGGGCUCCCUGUGGGUUCCCCUCCAGACUCGAUUGCAUCUCCUCACCACACGUCCGAGGACUCAGAACUGAUAGCAGAAGCAAAACUCCUCCGGCAGCACAAAGGCCGGCUGGAGGCGAGGAUGCAGAUUUUAGAAGAUCACAACAAACAGCUGGAGUCUCAGCUCCACCGCCUUCGACAGCUGCUGGAGCAGCCUGAAUCCGAUUCCCGAAUCAAUGGCGUCUCCCCCUGGGCCCUGCCGCAGCAUUCUGCUCUGACCUACCCACUGGAUCCGGAUCCCAGCCUGCAGUUCCACCAGGCAGCGGGAGAGGACCUGCUGGCCCCGCCACACGACACCAGCACGGACCUCACGGAGGUCAUGGAGCAGAUCAACAGCACGUUUCCAUCCUGCUGCCCAAAUGUCCCCAGCAGGCCACAGGCAAUGUGAAGUAUUCAUCCAGCCAACCAACAUUUCCUGACAUGCAGUAUUGCCCUUUUCAGCAAAUGCCAAUUCCAAGUUCAUUUAAUCAGAAGCUCCGUGGCGACCUGACCCAUGCUUUGAGCACUGACUGUGUGUUCUACUGAAGGAGCACUGACUAUCCAAAGAGAAAAGGAUAUUUUGUUUUUAUAAUAACCAUAUAUUAUUGUUUUCUUCUUCCCUUUCUAUGCAACUGUAAAUUAAUGAACAGAGAGGUAUUUGGAAAUGGAAAUACAUUUGUCACUGAUUUGUAUAAUGUACACAGCACUGGGAAAGUGGGUGGGGCUUUCUAAUAUGAUACCGUCUUUUUAAUAACCGUGACAAAAAAUUGCAUAAGAAUUAGAAGACCACUUUUCAUUUUUACAUUCCUUCCGCUGUUCAUAUUAACUUUGUACAAUAACUUCAUUUAUUUCUUUGAUUCUUUUACCAUAUUGUUUUGGUUAUUUAUAAUUCACAAAUCACAUGACCAAAUAGAUUUAAUGUAUUUGUUUCCAUGGUUUGGCCAAAUAACAAAUUCAUAUAUUUCAAUCAAAUACAAACACACAUACACACACACACACACACACACACACACACACAUAGAGACUAGGCUACAGCCCUGUGUAUAUUGUUUAACUUUAUUUGACAUCAUAUACUUACUUCUUUGGUGACCACUUGGAUAACCACAAUAAAAAUCCUGUGGGCCUAAAAGGCAUUUCUAUUGGGAUUUUUUUUUCCUGCAUUUUAUUCACUUCUUUAUAUAAGUAGGUCUUAAUUUCUUUAUUUAUUUUAUGUCCCAGUCUAUAUGAUAGAGGAGACUGCAUUAUAAUAAUUUCAAAGAUCAUUUUACCAAAGGUUGCCCAUUUAAGCAUAUUUUCAUUUUGACAUAGAAACAAAACUGGUACAACCUUUCCUUGUUCCCACGUCUUGAUUUUCAUCAUUAAAUGCACAGCAGACCUUUACCUAUUUUAAUACCAGAACACAUUAUUGUCUUUAGUUCCCUUUGAAGAGAGUUUUAUUGUUGUUUUGUAUUUUCAAGUGCUUUAUAAUUCUCGAAACUCCUAGUUGUUUUCUUUCUGAAAGCAGACACAAAUUUAGUGCUUUUCUCAUUUACCCUUUUCACUGAAUGAAUAGAUGUUUUAUUACCCUUCAUUUGAUCAGUAUACUUGGGAAAGGAUGUUUAUGGAAAGCCUAUGUCACUGCCUCUACAGAAGAAUGAAGUUAACGCUUAGAUCGUGGUACCUCUGCCUAUACCUUUGAGCACAUUCAGUUAGGCAUUUGGUUCAACUUCUGACUUAACAUUUAAUUGAUUACGUUUAAACAUGUUACUUAAUUAUCAAACGUAGAGAAACCAAAAAAAAAAAAAAAGUGAAAAUAAUAUGUUUUUAGUCAAGCAUAUGUACUUUUAAAACAUCAAGACAUUUUAACUUUGGGUUCUCUUUAACUGGGAUCUUGCCAGAAGGAGGCUUAAAGUUUGAAAUUGCUAUUCUUUUAGAAUAGUUUGGGUGGGUUGGGGGGCAAGGGUGUCUAUUUGCAGCAUAGAUAUUUUGAGAAGAAGAAAAUUGUUUUAUAUAAGAGGAAAGCCAUGACCACCUUUCUACCUCAGAUCCAUCUUCAUCCCUUGUGUUGGAAAUAGCUUUAUGCCGCUGCAAUCUGCAAAGUCUAGAGCUUUUUAUCGGGCCAUGUCAUGCCCAAGAAAGCACCUAUUUAAAGAAAAAAAAAUUCCCUGAACUACAAGUUGUAGAUUUGGUGUAUUCCUUGUUCUUACUUUGAAAAGUCACGUGUUAAUUUUUUUCCUGCCUGUAUUUGUAUGCAAAAUGUCCUCUAUCUGCUAUUAAGAAAAAGCUCCAUAAAACACUACAUUGUAUUCUUCUAAGUAUUAAUAAAUAAAAAGAAAUAUAUUGCAGUAACAGUGGGAAGUAAAUAUGUAAUUCUUUUGAAAUAUGUGGUAAAGAACUAACCACAGAGUAUCAUCUAAUCUGGUUACAUAUUGUAUUUUUCAUCCUGAAUAAAUAUAAUUUUAACACAA